GUGACAUUGAAAAAAUUCAAGGAUGCGCAGAGUACCUAUAAGUGAUGUUUUGUAAAAGUAGAAUAAAAGAUUUUGGAAUAUUGCAGCUGCAAGAGAUGAAAUAGUGGUGUUUUGAAACCUUCUCCCAACACAAAUCAUCCAGAUCCCAAAGAUCCUGCAAAGGUAUUUGUAAAAAUUUACCUAGAGCACAAUGAACACCUUCUAGGGAUGUCAGAAAACCAAUUCGAUAAAGGCUACUCUCUUGCGCUGAGGUGCUACAGUGGUAGAAUCAACGACAAGUACAAUAGCGUGACACAGGACAGGGGAGAUGUGUAUUGCCCCCCGUAUUACCCGAUGCCAGCAUCCUGCGGAGAGCGAAAGUCGACUGUGCGGCUACUGUGCCGAGGGAAUGAUAUUUGGAAAGAAAAGCCUCUGCGAUCUAAGGACCCUGUUUUUAUCCAGUCUUUCGAGUUCACGGGCACAAAAAUUGCAGAGGUCCGCGCUUGGAUCCAGGCACAACCUCCGGCCGUCCCUUAA
This is a messenger RNA of Suillus clintonianus, 516 nucleotides long. RefSeq lists its product as uncharacterized. NCBI's taxonomy places the organism in Eukaryota, Fungi, Basidiomycota, Agaricomycetes, Boletales, Suillaceae. The coding region runs from base 208 to 516 and encodes 102 amino acids. The record is from RefSeq and is a predicted model, not a curated record. The transcript has 4 exons.